Molecule: messenger RNA, 6794 nt
Organism: Oreochromis aureus
Lineage: Eukaryota; Metazoa; Chordata; Actinopteri; Cichliformes; Cichlidae
Gene: dhx34
Product: DEAH (Asp-Glu-Ala-His) box polypeptide 34
Exons: 16
Coding region: 324-3755 (1143 amino acids)
Biological process (GO): nuclear-transcribed mRNA catabolic process, nonsense-mediated decay
Cellular component (GO): intracellular anatomical structure
Molecular function (GO): RNA binding
Source: RefSeq, a predicted model, not a curated record
AGGAUGGAACGGAAGUUGUCCACCCGUAUUAUUGUCCCCUAUUUAGAGUUUCCAGUUUUCCCACCGGCUUUUAUUUUUGUAAUAUACAGUUGUCUGUAUUUAGCAUUUUAAAGCAGUAUUAAAGAUUUGUGUCAUUCAGGCAAAUGUAAACCUUUAGCGUUUGAAAUGCGCUCUCUAGUUUAUCUAGUGUAGAUGUAACAUUAGGCUGCUACGAGCCUGGAAAGGUGAAUACAUGUGGAAGUUAUGUAUUAUAUGAGGGGAUUAGCCCGACUCCCGCUUAAUUCUGGUGGAGGUAAGUAACGCUAUUUUUUGCUAGUAACGCUAUGGCUUCAGAGAAAAGGAGUUGGGACUGGGGGAGCUCGCAGUGCCGAGCCCAGCUGGACGAAAUCUUUUUCCGGGAGCAUGACUACAUCCAGGCUGGCAGCUCUGAACAUAAAGAGUUCUGGGCUUUCUUUGAGCGUUUCCAGAGGUUUAAAACGAAGAGAGACAUGUCAGGCGCUGAAAUCAGAAAGGAGGACAAAGACAAAGGGAGGGACAGGGGCAAGGUGGAUCUUGGCCUUCCCAAAGAGUACGAUGCUCGCUACCGGAUUAACGUAUCUGUGUGCACCAGGGACAUCGAGGAGCACAUGGGAAAAUCAGAGCAUAGAAGCAGACAGAGGUCCUCUGGACCAGGGGCUCAAGAGGUCUCCGACUGCCGCCUGGCGCUCCUGCAUUUCCUGGAUUUCAGCCAGAAACAGAGUUUUGGCAAACUUGCCAAACUUCGCCGGGAACAGAAGAACCUGCCCAUCUUCCAGUACCGCGAUCGGAUAGUGGAGUUGGUGCGACUUCACCCAGUGGUUGUAGUGGCAGGGGACACGGGCUGUGGAAAAUCAACCCAAGUCCCUCAGUACCUUCUCUCUGCUGGCUUCGAUAACAUCGCCUGCACCCAGCCUCGGCGCAUUGCCUGUAUAUCCCUCGCAAAGAGAGUCAGCUUUGAGAGCCUCAAUCAGUAUGGAUCAAAGGUGGGGUACCAGAUCCGCUUUGAGACAAGUCGAACAGCAACAACCAAGCUGCUGUUCCUUACAGAGGGGCUGCUGCUUCGACAGAUCCAGCAGGACAGUACGCUGGCUCGAUACCAGGUUGUGAUUGUUGACGAGGUCCAUGAGAGACACCUCCAUUGUGACUUUCUUCUCGGGGUCCUGCGUUCUCUGCUGGCUGACCGCCCAGACCUACGUCUCAUCCUCAUGUCAGCCACCAUCAACAUCAAACUGUUCUCCAACUAUUUCAGUGGUGCUCCUGUACUGCAGGUCCCAGGCAGGCUGUUUCCUAUUCAGGUUAUUUACCAGCCCAUUCCUCCUGAGGAGCAGUCCUCAAAGUCUGAGAAACUGGAUCCUAGACCGUAUCUGCGCAUCCUGCAGGGCAUCGAUCAGCGUUACCCCCCAGAGGAGCGUGGUGACCUGCUGCUCUUUCUUAGCGGUGUGGCAGAGAUCUCCACCAUCCAGGAGGCCUGUCAGAUUUAUGCCACACACACACGUCGCUGGAUAAUCUUAACACUGCACAGCACCCUUUCAAUUGCUCAGCAGGAUAAGGUGUUUGAUAUUGCUCCUCCUGGGGUGAGAAAGUGCAUCAUCUCUACCAAUAUUGCGGAGACAUCAGUCACAAUAGAUGGAGUGCGCUUUGUUGUUGAUUCAGGAAAGGUGAAAGAAAUGAGUUUUGACCCUAAAGCCAAGAUGCAACGCCUACAAGAGUUCUGGAUCAGCCGAGCCAGCUCUGAGCAGAGAAAAGGUCGAGCCGGUCGUACGGGUCCGGGCGUUUGCUACCGGCUCUACUCAGAGUCUGACUACAAUGCUUUCGCACCUUAUCCUGUGCCUGAAAUCCACAGAGUUGCUCUGGACUCCCUCAUUCUUCAGAUGAAGAGCAUGUCUCUUGGAGAUCCACUCUCUUUUGUUUUUAUUGAUCCACCCCCGGCUGCAAGUAUCCAGAAUGCAGUUUUUUAUCUAAAGGAACAGGGGGCGCUAGACAGUCGCGGUGAACUGACCUCUAUUGGUAGUUUGCUGGCACAGCUCCCCGUUGAUGUGGUCAUAGGGAAGAUGCUGGUGCUGGGCUGUUUGUUUAACUUGGUGGAGCCCGUGUUGACGGUGGCAGCAGCCCUCAGCGUUCAGUCACCUUUCCUGCGUAGUUCACAGCACAAUCCAGAUUGUGCCACAGCCCGGCAGCCCCUGCAUAGCAACCAAGGAGACCCCUUUACCCUCCUCAACACUUUCAAUGCCUGGGUGGAGGUAAAAAGGGAGAGAGGUGGUGGAUCAAGAAAAUGGUGCAGAAGGAGAGGCUUGGAGGAGCAGCGGCUAUAUGAGAUGGUGAACCUACGCAGACAGUUCAAGGACUUGCUGAGGAGCCACAGCCUGCUGGAAUCAGAAGAUAGCACUCCCUCUGGUGGUGACCGUGUGCAACGCAGGGAGAGGCUAACUGAGAGGAGAAAGCUGCAUCAGCUGAAGAGAGAUCAUGAACAGCAGGAGGGAAGCAAACGUAAAGUCCUGAAGCUGGAGGAGGGUCAGGAAGGAGACUUCUCUUCAGGAUCAGACACAGAGGAAACAGGAAGGUCUAAGAGGAACAAGGAGGGGUCUGGACAGAACUUGGACAUACAGGAGGUGAAGUUCAAGUUACGGCAUAAUGUGUCAGAGCUGCAGGAGGCUGUCAGCCAGGACUUGUCCUCACACCAGCAGGCUUUGCUCAAGCUUCUGCUUUGCAGAGGCCUGUACCCUCAGCUGGCACUGCCCGAUGAACACAACUCCACCCGCAAAGACUCUGACCAGGUGUUUCACACAAGGAAUAAGCAAGGAGUGGUGAUUCACCCAACCAGUGUGUUUGCCAGUGACCCAGAAGUGUUACAGGUGCCUGAGGGUGACACUGGAGAAAUGGGGCCUGAUAGGAGAGACAGCACCAAACACCAGCUGUUGGCCUUCGUCACUCUGUUGGAGACCAACAAACCCUAUUUGUCAAACUGCGUGCGGGUUCCAGCACUGCAAGCUCUGCUGCUGGUAGCAAACACUGUGGACACUAACGCUGACUGUACGCGACUAGUGGUGGACGGCUGGCUGGAGUUGGAGCUGAAGGAGCCAGAGGAGGCUCUGAAGGUGCUGUCCACGGCGCUUACUCUCAGGGCUGAGUGGGAGCGUCUGCUGCAGGCCCAGCUGGGACAGAACUCAACAGGGGGAGCAGCAGUCGGGCAGGGGGUGUCCCGCAGAGUUGUGCAAAAGCUGAGUGAAAGCCUGGUCCGCUUUCUGCUCUACACUGAGGUCAGUUAUAGCCUCCGGCGACUCUCAGCUUUCCAGACCCAGAACCUGUACAUUGGUCCUCAGUUGGAGUCUGUGUUGUCGAACACUAAAGCUGGAGAUUUAAACCCGCUGUUUCCAGGAGCCGAGGCCAAGCCAGACCCCAUUAAAGGAGGCCUACGUGUCACCAACUUUUUCACCUACAACUGUCUGGCUGAUUCAAAAGACCUCUACAGUGAGUGUUUACGUACUUUCUGGAGCUGUCCCAACUGUGACCUGUACAUGCCUCUAACUCCACUGGAACGAAUGCAUCAUGAAACUUCCUGCAGGCCGGCUGGAGAACAGCAGCAGCCCGAGGAAGAGCCAGAAGGUGGAAAAGCAAGCUCUUCAUCAGUGUCGAGCCUUACCAGAGUUUAUCACUGUGAUGUGUGCAAUCAAGACCUGACCCUCACCUCCACUGAGAUCCUCAAACAUAAAAGGCAGCACAUGUACUCUGCAAAGUAAUGGACCCCAGCAUCCAAAGGAUAACAGCUAAUCACAGUUUUGGUGGAGGGGAGGGUUACUUUGUUUUGUUUUUUUGUUUUUUAAUGGAAAAUUUGUGUCUUCUUCCUCCCUUUUUAAUACUUGUGGAUUUUUUUAAGGCAAUGUUACUGCCCUCUAGUGGUCACUGGAUAUAUUCUGUUGUAGCUUGCUGUAAAGUCCUGUUCCCAUAGGAGAGAUGGGGGAGAGAUUUUGUUUUUUACAAAACAUAAUAUAAAUAUUUGAGUAAUAAUCAAAGGCAACAAAAUAAAUGUGUGUUUAACAAAAGAAUACAUUUAUAGGCUUUUUUUUUUUUUUAAAGAUUCCUUCCAUAGCUCUAUGGAACAGUUAUAAAGCAAUUUGAACCAGUGUUUGGGAAACAGCACAGUGAGUUUUAUACAUGCACACAUGAGAAAGAAGAAAACGCUUUUAAAAUAUAGAGUGAGGGUUUAAUAAUGAUACAAACCCACGAUAUGUAACACCUCAAAGCAGCACAUUGGCACAAAGUCAGAAGUAAGACAGCACAGAAGAUAAAAACCUGUCUCAAAAAAAUAAAGAAUCAGAAUAAAUAUCUCAAUAAAUAAAUAAACAGGUAAUAUCUCAUUAAUUACUUUGAAACUAAUAAAUACGUACAUUUGAAAAUAUGCACAUUGGCAGAAAUUAAUAACCAAAAAAGGAAAUAGUACUUAAUACAGAGUUACUUAGAAAUCAUAAGUUAUUGAUUACUCAAAUCAAAAGGCACAUUUAUUAAGAUGUAAGAAUGGGGCCUGCAAUUGUGAUUGCAUGACUGUCAGUACUGUACUCUAACACCAUUUCUGAACCAGAAGCAGCAAACUGUGUGCAAUGGCUUUACUAGUUCUGCACCAUCGAGUGAACACGUGUGUCUGUGUGUGAGGGUCUAUCAGAUUUGUGGAGAGUGUGUGUGUGUGUGUGUGAGAGAGAAAGACAAAGGUUUUGAAUCAGGGGAUGGCAGUCUUGUGACUGGGUUUGGAUUUCCUGCCGUUGUGACAGGGCGUCUUUAAAAAAAAAUUAAGAGGACCAACAAUGUUGGUUGGCUGGCCUAGUAGUAAAGACAAUGUCCCAUAACCAAGAGAUCGAGGCUUGUGUUCAUCAGCAGUUGCAUGUCCUGACUCUGAACCCUACUGUCUCUUCACUCACUUUAAGUCACUUUGGAUAACAAUUCUUGGCUAAACUUAAAAUGUAAAUAAUAUGGUGAAGCUUCUGAAAGGUUCAUUCUGCCAUAAUUUAAAGUCCACCCAGGUGAUGUUGCAUUUGAGACAACGAAACUCGGUCAACACUGGUUUCCUUAUACAAAACGAAGGUAUAUCCAUCACUUACACUAGUAUUACCUUUCUGGGAUUCUCAGUACAUUCCAUGUGUUAAAUUUGUUGACUUUUGUUUUUUUUUAAAGCUGCAAAAUCAACAUCUUUUUUACUUUGUGAUGAUUUUUUUAAUGACUUAAAGCUUAUUGCAUUUAAUACAUAUUAUAUAACCAUUAUGGCCCCUUAUUUAAGUUUUUUCACUUAACAAAAAAAGCCCAAAUUUUCUUGUUGUAUUUAAUUUUGGAAGUGAAGCACCUUUCUAUAGUGGAACUGGUGUGCUUGUCUUUUAUGCAAUGUGUCAAUUUGUAAGGUGAAACACAAAAAGACAGACUGUAAACAAAUAUCCCUGUACCUGUAUUCUAAGGAAUUCCUACAAAAACGAAAGGAUUUUUUUUUGUCCCAGUAAUCCAUUUGUUGGUCUAUUAAUGCACCUUUAACUGGUUAUUAACUGGAAGUAGAAAUGUAUCCUGCCAAUCAGCAAAAUAAAACAUAGAAAUGCAAGGUACAUCACCAGCAACAUUUUUAAAAAUGUCUCGGGGGAAAUUCAUCUUUAAUGCCAGCUUUAAAUUCACAAAAUCUUCCGCACCCUGGGUGGAACAGAAACUUGGAGCUUUGUUUCUAAAUCACGCAACCGCUCCAGUUGUCAACAGGCAGUGGGAAAGUUUGAAUAGAAUAGCGUAAAAAUAGCAGCUUUUUUGACCUUCCACUUAAAGCAAUGUUAACAACCGCAUCGCCUGUUUCAUUCGGCUUUUUCAAGUUAAUGUGUCUUUUUCUAAUCACAGCGUCAACAGUCGGCAGCAGACGCGUUCAAAUGUCGCACCUGCGAGCUACGUGCUGCUGCUCAAAGACAACUUUGUGUUCCUGUUUUUCUUUUAUGCUUGAUGUCGAGCACAGCAACACACUACAGUAUUCCGUUUCAACACUUUUCCAUUACUGCUUAGUGUAUACUAACAUGAGUAACCGGUACAAAAAUAAAUUUUGAAGCAUUGUUCAUUGCACUUACAUUUUUGGUGGUGUCUCAUACAGAGGCCAAGACACGUCAACAGAUUGGUUACCAUGGGGUCCUGUUUUCUUUUUCUUUGGGGACAGUGCAGUCACUGUGUACAUUAGGUAGAAUAGACUCGCUCAGAGGCCUCAGUUGUAAGCACCUUGACUGAUUCAACAAGUACAGUGGUGGGAUAUGAGGAUUUCUAUGAUUUAUAUUGAAAAUACUUGGGAAGAUGGGAAAAAAACAUGUAUGCGCAAAUGUGAGGGUGCUGAAUGCUAGACACACAUUCUCUUUUCUUCUUUUUGGAAACAAAAAAGUAACCAUGUGUUUGGUUACAAAGGAUCAUUAUGAAUCAUGUUAUGACUUUUAAGUCUUGGUGGUCGUCAUUGCAACUUCCCUUAACAAUAAUUGUCUCUUUGCAUUUGAUAACCUUUCUCCCAUUGUGGUAUAAUGCGGUAUAAUCAAAGGACAACACUAGUGGUCUCAGAUGCUUGUACUCUCUUGAAGACUGCAUGCACCAUGUGCUCAUUCACACCAAACAUCUCUCCUUUUUUUUUCUUUCCUUAAGUUUUUAGUAACAUCUGAGGUAAAAUUAGAGGUAAAGGGUGACAUCUGUUCAUCUGACUGAUAAACAGGCCAACAUGGAACAAAUAACUUCCCCAAGAUCUCAUGUUUGUGAGUACGUGAAUGUGUGUGCCAUUUGGGGAUUCUGUC